AUGUCGAAUCCAAAAGAAAUUGACAAGUCGAUCGCAACUGAUACUAUUAUAGCUGAAAUCAAUUCAUCUCGUAACGACAAACAAAUCGAUUCAUUUUCUUUCACUUCUGAAGAACUUCAAAAUACGAUUCGUAUUGAAGGUGAAAGUUCAAAUUCAACAAAUGAAUCAUAUUGCAGUAACAAAAUUGAAGAAUCUGAAUAUAAACCAGAUGUCCCUAUAGAAUUUGUACCAGAUUUGGAAGUAAAAAUGUAUACAGAUUAUGCAGAAAUGGCAGGUUCUCAUACAAGACUGACUAGCCAAUCAAAAUACUAUAGCCAAAUAAUAAAAGAAAAAUAUGUUAAAUGCAAUAGGGGUGGAAAGGAUAAACCAAAACCUUGUGAUACGUUGGCUACAAGUUCUAUCAAGAGAAAACCAAAUUCAAACAAGAUAAUUACUGGGUGUACAACAAAGAUUAUAUUUGAAAAUGUUUAUGGAACAACAAAUUACAAAGUUGAGAAAUUCUUUGUAUUGCACAACCACCCACUGGAAAGUAUAGAGGAAAGACCUUAUACGAAAAAGGCAAGAAAGAUGUCAUAUUCUGAAAAAGAGUUUGUAGUAUGUGCAUCAAAAGCUAAAAUUGGUCCGACAAUGGCUCACAAAAUACGAGCAGUUUUGAAAGGAGGAUAUGAAUAUGUAGGGGCGAAGAGUUUGGAGAAGUUAUAUCUUUUGAUGCAACUUUUAGAACAAACAAGUAAGUUAAUGUAUAAAAUGGUAUUUGUUCCAUUCACAGCAGUUGACCACCGCAAGAAAUCAAUUACUGUUGGUGCUGGGUUGCUGAGUAGAGAGACAAUUGAGUCGUAUGAAUGGUUGCUUAAAGCUUUUCUUAGAGCUCAUGAAGGGAAAGCACCAAAAAUUGUUACUGGCGAUAUAUUUAAAAACAAAGACUUCAAGAAAAGAUUUAACAAGCUUGUUUGGAACAUGCAUAUCAAACCUGAUGAGUUUGAAAAGAAGUGGGAUUUGAUUAUUAAUGAAUUCAAUCUAGAAGAUAAAAGAUGGUUCAAUGAUAUGUUUGGAUUACGUGACAAAUUGAUACCUGCAUACUUCAAUGACAUAAGAAUGUCUCAAUUGAUGAAAACCACUUCAAGAUUAGAAAGCAUGAGCUCCUUCUUCAACACUUACUCUCAAUCUGGAAAUUUACUUUUACAUUUCAUGAUGAACUAUGACACAACAAUUUAA
Molecule: messenger RNA, 1215 nt
Organism: Lactuca sativa (garden lettuce)
Lineage: Eukaryota; Viridiplantae; Streptophyta; Magnoliopsida; Asterales; Asteraceae
Product: protein FAR-RED IMPAIRED RESPONSE 1
Source: RefSeq, a predicted model, not a curated record